AGACACAAGAGCAGGAAGGCAGUGCUUCAAAAAUGAGUUCCCAUGAGAAAAGAGAGAAUGAAGACACUAUGUCUGAAAUGAGAUCUCCUUCUCCCAGAUCAAGCUGUGCAUCUUUGUCUGAUAAUUCCAUAUACAAUCUGCCCCCUGAAAUCAGUGAUGCAACAGAGACCUCCAGUGACUGCAGAAUCAACAGGAAGAAGAGAUCAAAAUCUCCUGAACCCAGCAGUGUGUCUAUGAAUAGUACAAGAUCCAUGUAUUUUCCCAUUACAUUCAGUGAUGGAACAGUGACCUCUGCCCCACAUUUAGUAUAAAUAUUUAGUUGCUGAUUUACUGUAAUUUACCUUGAUUAAAUAAUGGUUUAAGAAACCCAAUAAACACUUAAUGUUCUCCAAAAUAUACUACAUACAGUAUACAAUCCACACUGAUAUGUUUCUUAAAAUGUUCAACAGUCAAUGCAAUUACUGUUAUUGCCAUUUUUGCUGUUCUUUCUUUUAAUUCCAGCAUUGUAGAGACAGAUUAUACAAUUGCAUCCUACGAUCAAACCCACAUCAGGCAGGGAAGACCUGAAGCAGUCCUGCAGAGAGUCAAAGACCAGCACAAAACCAGCAUGAUAAACAAGUUUGGUUGCUUAUUUGAGGGAAACAAACUGCAAGAGAAUGAAACCCUCUUGAACAGGAUCUUUACACAGCUCUACAUCAUAGAAGGAGUGAGAGAAGGAGUGAAUGAAGAACAUGAGGUUUUACAGAUGGAGAAAUCAUCCAGAACACAAAACAAUCCAAUAGAUUGUAAUGACAUCUUUAAAUCCUUAUCUAAACCAGGAUAUGAGGAGAAAGACAAAAUCAAGACUGUUCUUACUAAAGGCAUCGCUGGAAUUGGAAAAACUGUCUCUGUGCAGAAGUUCAUUCUAGACUGGGCCAAGGAAGAAGCCAAUCAGGAUGUAGAUUUUAUGUUUGUGUUUCCAUUUCGAGAGCUGAACUUGAUUCAAGAUCAUCAGUACAGUCUUCACAGACUUCUGCUGGACUUUCACCCUGAACUUCAAGAUCUGGACUCAAAGAUUUAUGAGGAGUGUAAAGUUGUGUUCAUUCUUGAUGGUCUGGAUGAAAGCAGAAGGACACUGUUUUCAGAUGAUGAGAAGGUUUGUGAUGUGAAUGAGUCUUCAUCAGUGAGUUUGUUGAUGUCAAACCUCAUAGAAGGAGAUCUGCUUCCCUCUGCUCUCAUCUGGAUCACUUCCAGACCAGCAGCAGCCAAUCAGAUCCCCUCCAAAUACAUCAACCGUGUGACAGAAAUUCAGGGAUUUGAUGAGCCUCAGAAGGAAGAAUAUUUCAAGAAGAGAAUCAGUGAUGAGCAUCAAGCCAGCAGAAUCAUCUCACACAUCAGAAGAGCAAGAAGCCUCCACAUCAUGUGCCACAUCCCCGUCUUCUGCUGGAUCUCAUCCACUGUGAUUGAGAAGCUCCUGAAAGAAGAUCUGAGUGCAGAAAUCCCUCAAACUUUUACUGAAAUGUACAUCCACUUCCUGCUGAUUCAGAUGAACAUGAGGAAUCAGAAGUAUAAAGAAAGAGAUCCAGAGAAACUCCUGAAGUCCAACAGAGAAGUGAUUGUGAAACUUGCUGAAGUGGCUUUCAAGCAGCUGAUGAAGGGCAAUGUGAUGUUGUAUGAGGAGGACCUGAGAGAGAGCGGCUUAGACAUUACUGAUUGUGGUAUUUGUACUGAGAUCUUUAAGGAAGUAUCUGUGAUUCAUCAGAGAAAAGUCUACUGCUUCAUUCAUCUGAGUGUUCAGGAGUUUCUCGCUGCUUUCUAUGUGUUUUACUGCUAUUUAAGCAGCACCAUGGAAGCCCUUAAGACUUUUGAUUCAAUGCACAAUUUGCAUAAAUGUGCAGUAGAUAAAGCAUUAGAAAGUAAAAAUGGACACCUGGAUCAGUUCCUGCAGUUCCUGCUGGGCAUCUCACUGGAGUCCAAUCAGAGACUCUUACAGGAUCUACUGACACACACAGAGAACAGCUCAGAGAGCAUCAGGAGAACCACACAGUACAUUAAAGAGAAGAUCAAAGAUGGACGUGGAUUCUCCACUGAAAGAUCCAUCAAUCUGUUCCUCUGUCUGCUGGAAGUACAAGAUCAGACUCUGUCCAGAGAGAUUCAGGAGUUUGUAAAAUCAGACAAACACAGAGUGAAGAAACUCUCUCCAUCUCACUGCUCAACAAUUGCCUACAUGCUUCAGAUAUCAGAGGAGGUGCUGGAUGAGCUGGAUCUCAAGACAUACAACACAUCAGAUGAGGGCAGAAGAAAACUGAUACCAGCUGUGAUCAACUGCAGAAAAGCUCUUCUUGCUGACUGUAAUCUCACUGCUCAGGAUUGUGAAACUGUGUCAUCAGCUUUACAAUCCUCAAACUCUGUCCUGAGAGAGCUGGACCUGAGUAAAAAUGACCUGCAGGAUUCAGGAGUAAAGCUACUCUCUGAUGGACUGAAGAGUUCAAACUGUCAGCUGAAGAUAUUGAGGUUGUCUGGCUGUAUGGUGACAGAGGAAGGCUGUCAUUAUCUGUCUUCAGCUCUGAAUUCAAACCCCUCACACCUGAGAGAGCUGGAUCUGAGCUACCAUCACCCAGAACAAGCAGGAGUCCAGCUGCUUUCUGACAAACUGAAGGAUCCAAACUGCUCACUGAAAAUACUCAAGUAUGUGGGGUACAAGUUUAAAAACUCUUAAUGUCUGCAGCACGAAAAUAAAACAUUGCUUUGAAAUCAAAAUCAUAAUUUCUUUUGCUGGUACUUCUCAUCUCUGUAUGUACUAAUUAGACAUCUAUGUUACUUAAAAAAAUUUAGUUGUACCUUAUUCUUUUAAUGCUGUUUUUAUAUAUUUAAUAGUGUUUUACAGUGAAAGUACCACAUGGACAGAAUUACUCCAUUUCAUAAAUCUUAACUGUUUGCUGAAAAUAAAACUCUAAAAAGGCAAUGAAUUAAAAAAAACUGUAAAGAAUUUGAAGAUAGAGGUGUGUGUGUGUGUGUGUGUGUGUGUGUGUGUGUGUGU
Cyprinus carpio (common carp) is the source of this 3019-nucleotide messenger RNA. RefSeq names its product NLR family CARD domain-containing protein 3-like. The transcript is spliced from 4 exons. Gene Ontology annotation, molecular function: protein binding. The coding region runs from base 608 to 2698 and encodes 696 amino acids. Lineage: Eukaryota; Metazoa; Chordata; Actinopteri; Cypriniformes; Cyprinidae. The record is from RefSeq and is a predicted model, not a curated record.